CUCCCCGCCGUUCACCCUCCUUCCUCCCGGUUCCUCCCCGGUCCCUCUGCUUCCCCAGCCCUCUUUGAGCCCCCCGGGCCCGGUGCCACCGUGCCGGUCCCUCUCCAGCGGGCUGUCCCGGUAGGGCGUUCCCUCCAUCCCAUACCCAGUGACCCCAGCACACCCUGGCCCGGUGGCCCCGCGGUUCCCAGCCCGUGUCCCAGCGCACACCAUGGCGCACCUGCUGGGCCACCGCGGCUGCAUGGAGAGCCUGCGAGCCGACCUGCAGGACCUGCAGGCCGCCAUCGCCGAUGUGACCUCGCGGGCCGGCGCCGUGCGCUGCCCGUCGUGGAAGUUCCCCGACAAGCUGUCCUGCGACCUGGACAUGGCGCUGCUGCUGCAGCGGUACAGGCACAGCGAGAGCGAGCCCGAGUUCAGCCAGCACUCACACGUGGUGCUGCUGGAGCUGCUCAUUGACAGGUGA
Messenger RNA from Myiozetetes cayanensis, 463 nucleotides. Its product is annotated as coiled-coil domain-containing protein 157-like. NCBI's taxonomy places the organism in Eukaryota, Metazoa, Chordata, Aves, Passeriformes, Tyrannidae. The coding region runs from base 212 to 463 and encodes 83 amino acids. The transcript has a single exon. The record is from RefSeq and is a predicted model, not a curated record.